GGUGCUGUUUUUUUUAAACCGGAAAAUGUUAAAGUGAAUAUAACCUAAGAUAUUUGCUACAAAAAACUAAGAUUAAAAACGAAUUUAGUUUGAAACAUUAUUGUAAUAAGUGAACAUUAAUUUUAAAUUAUAACCUACAACUGGUGUGUACAACUCUUAGUCAGGCUCUUAGUAUUUCCUUUUUCUUAUUGAGAAGAUGUCUAUGAGUAAAUAUAUGCAUCCUAGGAAUAUUUAUAAAACACCACCAAAUUUUAAAACUUUGGCAAUUGAAUAUCCAGAAUUUAGGAAGCAUGUGAAACAGGAGCUGACAGGGAAGGUAUCAUUAGAUUUCAAAGAUGUAGAAGCUGUCCGAGCACUGAGCCAGACAUUAUUGAAAAAGGAUUUUGACUUGGAUGUGGACAUCCCCUUGAAUAAAUUGAUUCCAACAAUACCUUUAAGAUUGAAUUAUAUUUUGUGGAUUGAAGAUUUGUUGGAGAUUUCAAAGCGAACUGAAAAUAUAAAGGGCAUUGACAUAGGGACUGGGGCUUCAUGUGUAUAUCCAUUAAUAGCUAGCAAGAAAUUGGGGUGGUCCAUGCUGGCUACAGAAAUUGAUUCAGAGAGUAUUGCAUAUGCUACUAGUAAUGUUGAGAGAAAUAGUUUAAAUACAAAAAUUAAAGUUAAGGGUAUAAUGGAUGAGAGUUUGCUAAAAGAAGCUGUUGGAGGUGAUGAAUAUGACUUCUGCAUGUGCAAUCCGCCGUUUUUCUCUUCGCAACAAGAGACUAUAUUUGAAUUUAAGUCCAGAAAGCAAACUAGACCGAGACCUAAAAAUGCGUUCUGUGCAGCGAAAGGCGAAGUCGUCGUUAAGGGAGGUGAAGUUGAGUUCAUUACUAAAUUGGUGAAUGAAAGCAGAGAGUUGCAGCAGAAAGUAAAGAUUUACACAACAAUGGUUGGACACAAAGUCAGUUUACAACCUAUAAAAAAAUUGCUGAGGGAGAUGGACGUACUCAGCUUUAAGCAAACUGAAUUUUGCCAGGGCAACACGACGAGGUGGGGCUUGGCCUGGACUUAUUGUGAUAUAGAUUUGAGAAAAAUUCCGCAUGCCACACUUGUAGCGCUGAAGAAGCAGAAAAUAAAACACCCAUACCAGUAUACAAUUCCAAUAGGCGACAAAGAUAUUUUAGUAGAAUCAGUUUCCACUCAAAUUCAAAACAUGUUCAAUGAGCUUAUGAUAGAUCAAAAAUUGGUGAAAAAGAGCAAAAAUGUGAUUGCAUACGAUAUAGUAGCACAUUCGAAUAGGUGGUCCAAUCAAAGACGCAAACGCAGGGAACAACAGCGAAUGAAUAGGAGCGACGAUUCAGGACACGAGUCUGUUGACGGUCAAGCUGUUAUGGAGGCAGCAAGCCCGAAGAGUCCACCGUGCAUAGAUACGGCCACGAAUCUGAUAUCGGAUUUGCAGGUUCGAAGUCCUUCGAAGCGAGAAUAUGAAGACGAUAACGGAUAUUACAAUUGCAAACGCGUUAAGCUGGAGGAUGAGAACACCAUGGAUGUCUGUGCUGUUUUCCUGAAAGCAUCCAUUAUUAUUAGAAAAGAUGUGAAUGGAUUGCACAUAGAGCUAAUUUGGGAUGAUGGAUUAGCCAACAAAGAUGUAUUGCAUCAAGUAUUACAAUAUAUAAAGAACAAUCUUAAAGUUGAGCAGCUUCUAUAAGGGUUUAACUUGAUUAGGCUUAAC
Nicrophorus vespilloides is the source of this 1708-nucleotide messenger RNA. RefSeq names its product methyltransferase-like protein 16 homolog. The record is from RefSeq and is a predicted model, not a curated record. Gene Ontology annotation, molecular function: 23S rRNA (adenine(1618)-N(6))-methyltransferase activity. Gene Ontology annotation, biological process: rRNA base methylation. Bases 197 to 1684 code for a protein of 495 amino acids. Gene Ontology annotation, cellular component: nucleus. The transcript is spliced from 6 exons. Lineage: Eukaryota; Metazoa; Arthropoda; Insecta; Coleoptera; Silphidae.